Messenger RNA from Nematolebias whitei (Rio pearlfish), 762 nucleotides. Its product is annotated as putative glycerol kinase 5. Gene Ontology annotation, cellular component: mitochondrion. NCBI's taxonomy places the organism in Eukaryota, Metazoa, Chordata, Actinopteri, Cyprinodontiformes, Rivulidae. The transcript is spliced from 7 exons. The record is from RefSeq and is a predicted model, not a curated record. Gene Ontology annotation, biological process: glycerol metabolic process; glycerol-3-phosphate biosynthetic process; triglyceride metabolic process. Bases 1 to 762 code for a protein of 253 amino acids. Gene Ontology annotation, molecular function: glycerol kinase activity.
AUGGCGGACCAGCAGGCAGCCAUGUUUGGAGAGUGCUGCUUCGAUGUUGGUGAUGUGAAAAUCACCAUGGGAACAGGCACCUUCAUGGACAUCAACACUGGGAGCAAUCCACAUACAUCUGUUGCAGGUCUGUAUCCUCUUGUGGGAUGGAAGAUGGGCUCAGAGGUGGUGUACCUGGCAGAGGGGAAUGCAGCAGACACAGGCACCGCCAUCAAAUGGGCUCAAAAGCUGGAGCUCUUCUCUGACGUUCAAGAGACCAGUGCGAUGGCGUACAGUGUGAGUGAUUCAGAUGGAGUGUGCUUUGUCCCUUCCUUCAGUGGUCUACAGGCUCCGUUGAAUGACCCUAGAGCUUGUGCUUCCCUAAUGGGCCUUAAACCUUCCACAACCAAAAACCAUCUUGUCAGGGCCAUUCUGGAGUCUGUUGCAUUCAGAAACAAGCAGCUGUAUGAGACGAUGCUGAGGGAGACUCGCAUUCCAAUCACAAAGAUCAGGGUGGAUGGUGGUGUUUCUGCAAACGACUUCAUCAUGCAGCUGACUGCAGACCUGUUUGGUAGGAAGGUGGUCAGACCUCUGCACCGGGAGAUGUCUUGUCUGGGGGCUGCUUUUGUGGCUGGACUUGGAGCGGAUGCUAUGACUGAAGGCUUCACUAUCAGGGACCAUGUGACCAGGGACUGUGAGUGUGAGACAAGGGCUGAUGGGGUUCAGCGGGGGCCGCUGACUAUGACAAGGAGGCUCAUUGAUGAGUCUGUGCAGAUUUGGUGA